Molecule: messenger RNA, 2047 nt
Organism: Naegleria gruberi
Lineage: Eukaryota; Heterolobosea; Eutetramitea; Acrasida; Naegleriidae
Product: PX-domain-containing protein
Exons: 1
Coding region: 203-2035 (610 amino acids)
Molecular function (GO): phosphatidylinositol binding
Source: RefSeq, a predicted model, not a curated record
CAAGAUGUACAUCACGUUCCAUCCAAUUCAACAUUUCAUCGCGUUGUUUGAGAUGGAUUGAAUUUUUUAAACUAAUUAAAAUCUAAAAUUAGGAACAAUUAAAAAAUAGGUCAACUUUCUUCAAAGAAUUAUUACAUCAAUAGAAACAAAAGAAACCGAUUUCAAUUUUGUUCGAUUUUUAUCAACUUUUAACCGAUAAAAGAUGUUCCGAGCACACGAUGAAGAAGAAACACCAUCACCAUCAUUAUCAAAUAUUAUUAUUGUUACCGAUCAACAACAACAACAAACAAGGCUCUAUCCUAACUUGAAUUUGGAAUCAACUGUGAAUGCUAUGGCUACUAAUAACUUGGGUGCCAGUGUAUUGUUGAUUCGUGAUGAGGGAUUUCAUCCAGUAAUUAUGGAAGACAAUGAUGAAGAAGAGGAAGAAGAAGAAUUGACACUUGGUCAACAAUCAUCUCCGAAACUUGUUGAUCAACAAGCAAUUCAUACUACUGGUUUUCAAUCACCUAUUGUGGAAAGAAUACAAGGUUUUAGUACUGGAACUCCUACUAGUAAUCAGAAUCUGGAUGGAUUGAAUGAGGUUGUGCUCACACCUCGAUCAUCAGCUCAUGGUUAUUCAUCGAAUAGAUCCAGUCGAUCCAAUAGUAAUGUCUCAACAAAUAAGAGAAUAGUUAGCACUGGAUACUAUUAUGGUUCAUCACCUAAUGAAGAUGCAUUGUCUGGAUUGACUACUCCUCGUUGGAAUUUGAAUGGGGAGGAUGAUAUUGAUAUUGAAUAUGCAACAGGUGGCGGUGGCAGUAGCUCAUUUGAAUAUAAUAACCAGAAUCACCACCUAUUUAAUAAUGAAUAUAAUGAACAUAGAGAUCAUGAUUUUGAAGAAUUUGAACUUGGAGUUGCUGCUUGUAGAGAAGAGAUCACCUCUUGGCAAAGGUUCAUAGAGUUGAGAGUGUUACUUGCUGAGGUCCCAAUACUCAACAGGGUUAUUUCAUUUGUAUAUUAUCCAAACUUGUUAAAUACCACUAAUGAUAUGAAAACUAACGAUAUUGCUAACAUGCUAAAAUCAAUUUUGAGAUUGAGACUUGUAAAUAAGAAAUGGAAACAAUCAAUUGAUAAUCCAACAGGAGUUCUCUAUCACUAUUUGUUAGAGUAUUCAUCGAUUCAAAAAUCUAUUUCUCUGAAAAAUCUCAAACUGGCUCAUUCAGAAUUUAACUUUUUCUCAAUUCCUGGCAUAUACAUGGUUGGUAUUGGUAAAAUUAUUGGACAGACCUCGUUGAUCCCUCUCGAAAUGGGAACCAGAGCCUACACCAAGAUGGAACAAGAUUAUGGCAGUGCAACUGCUAACACUAUUUUGGCCCUUGGCGCUGGAAUUACAAUUGCAUCAGGUAGUUUUGCUCUGUUCAUGCUUUCUGGCGCCUUUUACCUGAUGCCUAUUGCAGCAGGAGGUUAUGUCCUCGACAAGGCAAUAGAAUUUGGUCUGGAUUAUUCCAAUAAGAAAAGUGCAGAGAAGGAAAUUAUUCAAACUGUAGAAGAGAAGGAGAAGGCACUUGAUUCUUUCAGAAUGAAAAUGAGGAAAAUAACCCAAUUUGAAAAUAUGGUUAUUGAGAAGUAUGAAGGUAUUCAAGCGCAAGGUAAUGAUGCCUCCUGGACUGGUUAUAUUUUUUCUUUUGCCUCAAUGGAAAACAAGCACUCUGUCUAUUAUUUGAUUGAUAUUACCAUGAAGAUUGAAGAAUCUACAUAUACCUACACACUCAAGAAGAGAUAUUCCCAAUUUGAAAAGCUUUUCCAGAGAAUGUGUGCUGUUAGAAAGACUGAUAAGAUUGUGGGUAAAAAUGGUGAAGUUUUAAUAUUUCCAUACAAGGAAAUAAUUGAUUCACUGUUAGGAACUAGAAGUAAGGACAUUAUUGAGAAAAGAAAAGAAUUGUUUAAUAAGAUUCUUUUUGAACUUGUAAAUAAUUUGGACGAAUAUAAGGAUGAUGAAGAGAUUAUGGUCUUUUUCACUGACUCUGAACAAUACAAUAGUAGUAGCAGUAAAUAAUUCUUCAUAUUC